CGGUAUAUUGCAAGCUAGCUGCAAGUGUGAGAGCGCGUGGAACCGUGGAACCGUCACGGGCGCGCGAGCGUCAUAUAAAUCCACGGCUAUCCGUUGCCACGGCGAGCUGGCAGUACGUCGUAUCUGAGCAAGGCGUGCAAAGUAAUUUUCCAGACCGCCAAGCGGACAAGGACGCGUUUUCCAUCUCUCAGCAUGGGGAACCUUGCACUCCCCACCAGUCUUUUCAGGACUGAUGCAACCACGUCUGAACCAGACAACUCAGGGAAGUUUGUAGCCAGGAGAAUCUGCAAUGGUAUCAUUUAUUACUACACUCCAAUGACAGCAGCUGAGCACCAGACAGUAACCCUUGCCAAAGACUCUCAGGCCACAUCAACUCUGUUCCCCGUCUCCUCUCCAGUGUCUUUAGAAACGCCUUCCCACACAGCUGAUUCCUCCCCGAUGCAGUCAGAUGCUGCUUCCAAUUCUCGUCCUCUUCUCCUAUUCUUCUCCUGGCUCUGUGCCCAACCUGGGGCCGUAGCAAAGUACAGGGAGCUCUACCUUGACCGUGAUAUGGAUGUUCUCCUGAUCCAGAGCAGCGUAAUGCACUUCCUGUGGCCUCGAUGGGGCCUCAACUACGGGUUGGAGAUUUUGAAUAUUUUAGAGGAGCCUCCUUUCACAGGAAGGCUCAUACUGGUGCAUGCUUCUUCCAUUGGUGGCUAUACUUUCACGCAGCUGCUCACUCACAUUGCUCAGCAACCAACACAACACACUCCUCUGGCGCAUAGAGUUAUAGGGCAUAUUUAUGACAGUCUAGUGGUCGGCUCUCUGGAUCACAUGGCAACAGGGCUUGGGAAGACCUUGGUGCCACGUUUAGAGGGAUUCAUCAAAACCACCGCCAUGCUCUACUUCAGGCUCUUCAAGUCGUACACUGCAGACUUGUACGAGAACAGCAUCCAGGUUUUCUACAACAACCCGGUUACUUCUCCAGCCCUCUUCUUCUUUAGCGAAAACGAUGCAAUGUGCAGCACUGCUGUCCUGGAAAAGCUGAUGGACUCCUGGAGGCGGAGGGGAGUUUCUGUGGACGGCAGGAAGUGGAAGAAGUCAACACAUGCCGCCCACCUGCGAUGCCACCCAGAAGAGUACGUUUCCACCUUGCAGCAGUUUCUGAACUCCCUGUCAGUUCCUUCCCAUAAGUCUAACAUUUAAACUGUGUGGCAAGUUGUAAGUUUCAAAUAUUUUCACUUAUUUCCACAACAUGCACUGCUAGUUCAAAGAGAAUGCACUUUUAACUAUUUUCAUAUUAUACCUCUGAUUUUCUUUAAAAAUGUAACUGUAAAAUAUUUUCUUCACCUUUAAGCCAUCUUUACUUUUGUCAUUGUAAUUGAGGUUACAUUUGAAGUAUUUAUGAAUGUACUGUAACACUUGUUUGUCUUGCACAGUAACUAUUUUAUUUGUUGAUAAAAAUCCAUACUGCACAAAUUAAAAAAGAGUUUGGAAACUAUAUGUGAGCUUCACAUGUGCAAAUAUUUAUUUUUUUCAUUAUUUCAGACAGAAAAUAGCCAUGCAUCUUCACUUUCCUUUAUGACCGUUUAGGUUACUGUGGUGAACAGAUUUCAUUAUUUUAAACCUGUCGGUAUAACCAGCGAGUAAUCUGAAUUAAUGCAAGAGGUAGAGGAGGGUUGGCUGGAGGCCAUUGGUGCAACCAAUGACGGGAGACUAAAGGGGUUUUGUUCCAGUUUACUGAAGUGAGUCCAUUUGGGCGGAGCUUAUAUCAACCAGUGAUAAAAUAGGUCAGAAAUGCAGUGACCAGAUGUUCAGAAUAUCUGUCCAUUAGGAUGAGUGUCGAGAUUAUGGUCUUUUGUUCAAUGUCAAAUGCUUCACUGAGCACAGAUUCAUAAAAUGCACUUCUUUUUUGAGGGAAGAGAAAAGCACACAAAGCACUUUUACACUGAAAAAAAAGUGUCGCAAUUAAUUGCAUCUGAAGAUUAUACAUUUUACUGUUUAGUUGCUUUGGUUUUUUAGGCUCAUUUUGAAGCAUUUAAAACAUGUUUGCAAGUUUGUAAGACCCUCGGAUUCUGCAGACGACGUCACAAUGUCCUAACGCCCCACUCAGCAGUGGCGUGCUUCUUGUUUGAGCAUUCUAGUUGUUGCUAAUAAAUUAUCUUUUCUAAAAAAUGUAACUCAUUAAAAUAUUUUUUUCCUCUCUCAUUAUUAACAUCGUAGCCCAAAUCUCUAGCGACGUCUGGAAGCAUGUUUAUGAUUUAACCAGCACUCAGCAUGAUAUCAUUUAUCUUUACCUGUUGUCCUACUACUGUAUUAACUGAAUCUGCAAGCUUUCACACAAAGAAGCAUGACCGGUUUAUGUUUAUGUACUACAUUAAUAAGUAAAGGUCAGUUUUGAGGAACAAGCCAGAUGCUACAGUCGCCUCUGCUGGACAUGAAGCCACAUGUUGGAUUUAGCAUCAGAUAGUGGAUGCACUUAGUGAUGUGAAUGACCUACUUUGGUAAGAGAGACUCAGUGAACAGCUAUAUCUCAACUUCAAAGAGGUUAUUUAUUCCUAUGGAAAACCUUUUGAUGUUUAGCCUCUUUACUGGCAGGAGGUCACCAGUGUCUGAAAAAUAGUUUUUAAUUGCUCCAGACAACAAAUAUAAACUUUUAUUCUCUCAUUAAAAAAAUAUAAACAAAAAUAUGUCAUAGUUCAGGAAAAUGUUAGGAUAUCCUGCCCCCUAGUGUUAGUUUAAGAAAGUCUCCCCACUGUUGACAUUUAGCUGUAAGACGCUUAUUGGAGUUUAUUGCAUAUACAGCAUUUUUUACAUAUUAUUUCAGCUAGGUUUAAGUCCCUGCUUUGACUGGAAACAGGAUUUGAAAUGUCCUUUUUACACAGCUUGUCCUUGGACAAGCCUGUCCAAGCCCUGUGACUGUCCUGUCACAGGGCCCAGUUCUGCUAAAAAAAAAAUAAAAAAAAAUGCUUUUUUUCCAGACGCUCUCACAUUUUACAGUUUGAAAUUCUCUUUCUGCUAGGCUGUAUUUGGUUUAUGUAAAUUGUAAGUAAUUUAUUUUUCAAUUCAUCAGCGCAAAGAACAUUAUUCCAGAAGUUGAUUUUUAUUGUUCACAUUCUCUCUGGCAAACUUCAUUCUGGUCUUCGUGCCAUAGAGAGGUUAAGAUGCAUGGAGCCCUUGAAUAUGACAGCAGUGUAAAUGCCAAUGUCUCUGUGAUCAACACGGUUACUCAUGGAAUGCAUGGUAAUUUACCGUGACUUUACUUUCAUCAGUCACAGGUUAUUUAUUCAGCUUUUGAUGUUUUAAGUGUCUAUGAUAGUUGUUAGAAAUCUCUGUACUGUAAUGAAAUCAAAUAGACAAUAAAGUCAUGCUGCAAAAGCCUCAUAA
This is a messenger RNA of Xiphophorus maculatus (southern platyfish), 3366 nucleotides long. RefSeq lists its product as uncharacterized. Gene Ontology annotation, molecular function: serine hydrolase activity. Lineage: Eukaryota; Metazoa; Chordata; Actinopteri; Cyprinodontiformes; Poeciliidae. The record is from RefSeq and is a predicted model, not a curated record. The transcript has 3 exons. The coding region runs from base 193 to 1185 and encodes 330 amino acids.